Molecule: messenger RNA, 705 nt
Organism: Prorocentrum cordatum
Lineage: Eukaryota; Dinophyceae; Prorocentrales; Prorocentraceae
Source: the annotation of a GenBank genome assembly
AUGAGCUCCAUGCACUGCGAUCGAACGAAGGCCGCUGCCACCAGCGCACGAGUGUGUGAACACCUCGAUGGCAGCUAUGUGCCCCCUGGUGUUCAGCGCCACGUUGUCGAAUACCCCGUUGCGAAUGGUCACGUCAGACGCAGACGUGCCCUCCCCCCACUUGCACGGCUCGGAGACAAUCGCAAGAGCGGUCAUCAUCCUUGCAUAUUAUCAACCACCUCGAUUCCAUCGACCAGUGUGUGGCUGCCCUUUAUCAUUCCUCUCGAGCGCGAGUUUCUCACCGUGACAUUCCUCACCACGAGGGCCUCGGACUCAUCAGGAGGCAUCCAGCGAGGCGUUGCAGCGAAAGCUAUGCGAGACGCCACGGAGAGCAGCGGAAACCCAGGAAUGACCACGAAGCACGCAGCCCACCGAUCGUCUUUCUGGUCGUCGAUCCAGUGGCGACCGCGGAACUCGGCCUGGGAGAUGAGGACCUGGUCGUCACUGAAGAAGAGAAUAGUGUCAUUCACCUUGGCCCACGCAGCUGCCUGGUUCUUGGCUGGUUCGUCCCACCACCAUGGGGUCCCAACGUCCAUGCAAACCUCCUCUGCCCUGGCAAAAGCACUGCUGCCGGUUAUCCCCGUCUCCAUGGUGUGGAAGUUCAUGAAAUCGUCGGUCAAGUGCUCCAGGGUCAUGUCCUCCACCACGUUGCUGGACCCUGCGUAG